AUGACCGUGCAGAUGUUUCGAUGUCUCAGGGAGAUGGCUUCGGCGCGGAUAAGCCUUGAAAUGCCCCCUAAUAUAGACCCAUCGAGGGCAACUUUGGCGUAUGGCAGACUUGCACUUCCGCGAUUGAACCGAGAACUUAAAGAUGACCUUCUACUCAUUCGACAAAGAGCUGUUAAAACCUUAUGUGACUACCUCCAUGACCAUGAACACAUUGCAGCCGCCGUACACGAAGGCAUUAUUACAUCAUUGAAACACUUACUUCGAGACAAGGAUGUCCCCGUGCGAGCUAUGGCUGCAGAAUGCUUUAUCGUCUUUAACCGUGGCAGUUGUAAUCGGUUUACUAUUUUAGAACAUGCUAUUGGCCGAAAGGCUUUCAUUGACGAGAAUGUCCUUGAUGUGUUAAAGCUUCUCUUCUCAUCCUACGAGCCUGAUAUCGUUCGCCUGAAUGCACACAGAGCUGUUGAACUUCUGUCUAUCAAUCCGGCACAUUGUCAGGCAAUUGUAGACGCAGAUCUGAUUCCACUGCUGAUAGCCUGUGCUGUGAUUUUGGACACCCUGAACAGAUGUUUGGACUUGAACAGUGAUGCUGGUCUGAAUGCUGGUGGAAUGCAAGUCUUCACCAAGCUCCUCAGCCAUCACUCGCCUGAAGUUCGAGGGAAGAGCGCACAGGUUAUUCUCAUGUUAACUGUAAACCCCCGGGGCAGACAACAAGCCAUUGACAAAGAGACCAUCCCUGCCCUUGUCGGUCUUCUGAAUGACAAAGACCCCGACGUGAAGACCUCGGCAGCUGGCGCGCUCGCCUUCACAAGCGUCACCACUCAUGGACGUUACACGGCAAUCAAUGCGGACGCCAUUCCAAACCUUAUCAGGCUACUUGUGCAUUCACACAGCCGUGUACGCGUAAAUGGACUCAAGGCCAUCACAUGCAUAGCCGAAGCGCCUGAAGGCCGACGUAUUCUACUGGAUCAUGUUGAUCAUAUAAAAAAGUUGACAGCUGAUGAAGAUGCUGGAGUACGAAAACACGCCAACAUUGCUGUUGACGUGAUAACUUGGAAGCCCUAG
Molecule: messenger RNA, 1062 nt
Organism: Dibothriocephalus latus
Lineage: Eukaryota; Metazoa; Platyhelminthes; Cestoda; Diphyllobothriidea; Diphyllobothriidae
Source: the annotation of a GenBank genome assembly